AAGUCAUCAAUUCUCAUCUUUGAUAUUGUUGUUAUUCAUUUGAGGGUUUCUUAGCAAUGGAGGGUAAACAAAAGUUCUUGUAUGGAACACUUGAAGCCUCCAUUUUCGAUGCCACACCAUACACAUCUUCAUUUCCUUUCAGUUGCAUGCUUGCGAAUGGAAAGCCAACCUACGUGACGAUAAAGCUGGAGAAUACAAAGGUAGCCAAGACAAGCUACGAACAUGAUCGUGUAUGGAACCAAACGUUCCAAAUACUCUGCGCUCAUCCAACUGAGGCAACCAUCACCAUUACGAUGAAAACAAAGUGUUCAGUGUUAGGAAAAUACAGCAUCCAGGCGAGGCAAAUACUGAACGAGUCGAGCUUGAUAAAUGGGUUGUUCCCUCUGCAGCUAGAGAAUGGUAAAACCAGCCCAGAAGUGAAGCUGAGGUUCAUGUUGUGGUUUAAACCAGCAGAAUUUGAACCAACAUGGGGAAAAGUGAUCGACCAUGGAGGAUUGCAGGGUCUUAGAAAUGCUACGUUUCCUCAACGUUCAAACUGCAAUGUGAAGCUUUAUCAAGACACCCACCAUACCUCAGCUUUUCAGCCUCCAUUUUCUUCCCCAAGAAAACUGUGGGAGGAUGUGUAUAAGGCCAUUGAUGGUGCUAAACAUUUGGUUUAUAUUGCAGGCUGGUCUUUCAACCCCACCAUGGUUCUGGUGAGGGAUCCUGAAACAAAUAUUCCGCAUGCAAGAGGAGCGAAGCUUGGUGAAUUGUUGAAACGAAAAGCUGAAGAAGGUGUAGCUGUGAGGAUUAUGCUUUGGAACGAUGAAACUUCCUUACCAUUUAUCAAGAACCAAGGGAUAAUGCGAACACAUGAUGAGGACGCUUUUGCGUAUUUCAAACACACCAAAGUAGUAUGCAAAUUAUGUCCUAGGUUGCACCAUAAGUUCCCCACACUCUUCGCUCACCAUCAGAAGACAGUAACGGUUGAUACCAGAGCUGCACACGGUUCGUCGGUAAACGAUAGAGAAAUCAUGAGCUUUGUUGGCGGAGUUGAUCUUUGCGACGGCCGGUACGACACGGAACAACAUUCGUUGUUUCGAAUGCUUAAUUCGGAGUCUCAUUAUUUCGAUUUCUAUCAAACGAACAUCUCCGGGGCUACACUUCACAAAGGAGGGCCAAGGGAGCCAUGGCAUGAUGCUCACGCUUGUGUAACCGGGGAAGCCGCUUGGGAUGUGCUUGCGAAUUUCGAGCAACGAUGGAGUAAACAAUGCGACCCUUCUUUAUUACUCCCCAUAAACUCAAUACCAAACAUCACUCGACAGCCCUUUCCCUCAACCAAUCCCGAUAACAACGAUGACGAUCGGAACUGGAAGGUACAAGUUUUUCGAUCAAUCAACCAUGUCUCAACAAACCAACUGCCUAGAAACUUAACCGCGGAGCAAAGCAUCCAUGAAGCCUACGUUGAAGCAAUAAGACGAGCCGAGAGAUUCAUUUACAUUGAAAACCAGUACUUCAUCGGAGGAUGCCACUUAUGGGACAAAGAUAAGAACUCGGGGUGUCGGAAUUUGAUUCCCAUAGAGAUUGCUCUGAAAGUGGCGAGCAAGAUCAAAGCAAAAGAGAGGUUUGCAGUGUAUGUAGUGAUACCAAUGUGGCCGGAAGGAGUGCCGGAGAGUGAACCGGUUCAGGAUAUAUUGCAUUGGACGAGGCAGACGAUGGAGAUGAUGUAUAAAUUGAUCGGUGAAGCCCUAAAAGAAAUUGGUGGGAAAGGACAUCCCAGGGAUUACUUGAACUUCUUUUGUCUUGCGAAUAGGGAGAGAGAGAGAAUAGAUGAGUUUGUUCCCCCACAGUCCCCUCAUCCUUCUACACAAUACUGGAAUGCUCAAAAGCAUAGGAGGUUCAUGGUUUACGUCCACUCGAAGGUCAUGAUAGUGGAUGAUUUGUACAUUCUAAUAGGAUCUGCCAACGUGAACCAAAGAUCAAUGGAUGGCCGUCGAGACACCGAGAUUGCUAUCGGGUGCUAUCAGUUGUCGUCGGGGAGUCCUGAAAUCGAUUCUGCGUCUCCCAGAGGUAUCCAUGAUUACCGGAUGUCGCUAUGGUACGAGCACACCGGACUUGUUGACGACAUUUUUCUGGAGCCGCAGGGCUUGGACUGUGUGUACAAAAUGCGUUCAUUAGGUGACAAAAUGUGGCAAAUUUAUGCAGAUGAAGAAAUCAUGGACAUGGAAGGAGUUCACCUUGUCACUUACCCUGUUAGAGUUACAGCCGAAGGUUUGGUUGAAGAUGUUGCUGACAGUGACGGGAAUUUUCCGGACACGAAAACUCCGGUGAAGGGAAGACGAUCGAAAGUGCUGCCGCCUGUUUUUACUACUUAGAUACAAGGAAUUGUACAUACUGCUGGAUUUGAAAAAUCUAACUUCAAAUGUAACUUAAAAUAAUUUAU
This is a messenger RNA of Hibiscus syriacus, 2422 nucleotides long. Its product is annotated as phospholipase D alpha 4-like. The record is from RefSeq and is a predicted model, not a curated record. Gene Ontology annotation, biological process: phospholipid catabolic process; phosphatidylcholine metabolic process. The transcript is spliced from 4 exons. NCBI's taxonomy places the organism in Eukaryota, Viridiplantae, Streptophyta, Magnoliopsida, Malvales, Malvaceae. The coding region runs from base 57 to 2354 and encodes 765 amino acids. Gene Ontology annotation, cellular component: plasma membrane. Gene Ontology annotation, molecular function: D-type glycerophospholipase activity; calcium ion binding.